AUGUGCAGUUUGAGGAUCCGGGGGAGGUUCUUCAAUUUGAGCAUUAUUAAUGCGCAUAGUCCGCACCUUGGAAGCACCGAUGACGAUAAGGAGAACUUUUAUACGCAGCUGGAGAGGGAGUACGACCGCUGUCCACAACACGACGUCAAGAUUGUCAUCGGAGAUUUUAACGCUCAGGUCGGACGGGAGGAGGUAUAUAAACCCACAAUUGGAAGUUCCAGCACCCACCAGCUCACGAACGACAACCGGCUUCGCCUUGUAAACUUCGCCUCCUCCAAGCACAUGACCAUUCGCAGCACCUUUUUCCAGCACGCACCUCGCUUCAGCUACACCUGGAGAUCACCACAGCAGACAUAUUCCCAGAUUGACCACGUUCUCAUUGAUGGAAGGCACUUCUCGGAUAUUAUCGACAUACGGACAUAUAGAGGAGCAAACGUCGACUCAGACCAUUUCCUGGUUAUGGUCAAGUUACGCCAGAAACUGAGCGUAGCCAAUAAGCUGCGAUAUCAGCCAACCCCAAGGCUCAACACAGAUCGGCUGAGGCAAGCUGAUGUGGCGAGAGAUCUCGCGAUCGCGCUCGGGGAAGCGCUGCCGGAGGACACCACUACCGAGGCGAAAUCCCUCAACAACCACUGGCGUAUUGUGGGGCAAGCCAUCAGCAGCACGGCCGAGCGAACAAUUGGCCGCGUAACACGUAACCAGAGGAAGGAAUGGUUUGAUGAUGAGUGCAGGCGAGCACUAUCCGAGAAGAAUGCGGCGCGUACCCGAAUGCUCCAGCGCGAGACCCGGCAGAACGUGGAAAACUACAAACGACUGAGAAGACAGCAGACCCGACUCUUUCAAGAGAAGAAGCGCAGCUUUGAAGAGUCGGACGAGCAACUGAUGCAGCAGCUAUCUCAGUCGGGGGAAACUCGCCAGUUUUACAGGAUGUUGAAUGCGGCACGAAGCGGUUUUACUCCCAUGAUCGCAAUGUGCCGCAACGUGAAGGGAGAUAUCCUGUCGGACGAGCGAGAGGUGAUCGACAGGUGGAAGUGCUACUUCGACGGACACCUGAACGGAGCAGAUACAGCAAACACAGGACGAGGCACAGGAAGCAGAAUUGAGCAGCAGAAUGGCAGCCAACAUGAUGAAGACGAAGUGUCCCCGCCAUCCUUGUACGAAGUCAUCAGCGCCGUCAAACAGUUGACAUGUAAUAAGUCAGCUGGCAGCGAUGGACUGGUGGCAGAACUGUUCAAGAUGGGGCCGGAGAGGCUUGCCGUUAUCAUGCAUAGGCUGACUCUAAGGAUUUGGGACCAGGAAGAACUACCGGACGAGUGGAAACUGGGUGUCAUACACCCAAUUUCUUCGGAAACUACCAGGCUGGGUUUGUUGGAGACAAAUCGAACACCGACUCUUCGGCAGAUCCUCCAGAAGUGCCGAGAGCACCAGAUUCCUACGCACCACCUGUUCAUAGACUUCAAGGCGGCCUACGGUACCAUAGAUCGGACAGAGCUAUGGAACACCAUGCAGCUGUACGGAUUCCCUGGGAAGCUGGUACGGCUGUUGAGGGCCACUAUGGAUGGGGUGCAGUGCAAGAUGAGGGUGUCGAACAUGCUGUCGGAAUCGUUCGAAUCUCACCGGGGUCUGAGGCAAGGAGACGGAUUCUCCUGUUUGCUGUUCAACAUCGAUCUGGAAGGUGUCAUGCGAAGCGCGGGCUUCGACAUCAGGGCCACGAUUUUUACCCGAUCUCUCCAAUUCCUAGGCUUCGCGGAUGAUAUCGACAUCAUCGGACGGACAUCUGCGGCGGUGUGCGAGGCGUACACCCGACUGAAACGCGAGGCCGCUAGGAUUGGAUUGAGGAUCAAUGCGACGAAAACAAAGUACCUGCUUGCCGGGGGCUCUAAUCGUGAUAGAACCCGACUCGGAAGCAGAGUAUCAGUUGACGGCGACGAUCUCGGGGUGGUAGAGGAGUUCUGCUGA
Molecule: messenger RNA, 1959 nt
Organism: Anopheles moucheti
Lineage: Eukaryota; Metazoa; Arthropoda; Insecta; Diptera; Culicidae
Exons: 2
Coding region: 1-1959 (652 amino acids)
Source: RefSeq, a predicted model, not a curated record